AAACCAUCUCAGAGCAAUGACCACAAUUCGGUGUGAGUGUUCAGAUCGGAAAUUCGUGUGAAGUUUUAUUUUCAAGUAAUUUCCUCUUUUCUAUUUUUGAUCCAGAGUCUAAAAUAUCGCCUUUUUCCGGGUUCUCACUACGAUUUUUUUUGUCGUCGUUUUUUAUUCAGUGAGAGUGGCGGGAAUUCGAGUCAGACUUGAACUUGAUUCUCUGAGCUUUUCAAUUUAAGCGUGACAAAUUUUCAAAGAAUGAAAUACGUGGCUGCUCUUGAUGUUGGUACAACUACUGUGCGUUGUCAUAUUUUGGACGAAAAUGCUGUCACCAUCGUUUCUUCUGCUGAAAAGGUCGAACUUCUGUAUCCAAAGUCUGGUUAUGUUGAAAUUGACCCAGAUGAUCUGUGGACUACUAUAUGCAAAGUAUGCAAAUAUUGUAUACAAGAAAGUGGAAUUGACCCGAAAUUAAUUUCUUGUCUGGGAAUAUCUUCGCAACGUGGUACUUUUCUCACGUGGGAUUUAGAGACAGGAAAGCAUUAUCACAAAUUUAUAACAUGGAAGGAUUUGAGAGCAGACACAAUGGUAAAAGAAUGGAAUUCUUCAUUUACGAUGAAGACUCUUCGAGCAGGAUCAAAUGCUCUUUAUGCUUUUUUCCGAAGCAAAAGAUUUUUAGCCGGAAGUGUCUUAAAACUCAUGAAUACUCAGACAACUCUAAGAUUGUUGUGGGCCGUCCAAAAUGUGCCAGGACUUCAAGAAGCGGCUAUCCGUGGAAAAGCCGUCUAUGGUGGAGUUGAUUGCUGGCUUCUUUACAAAUUAACGGGAAAACAUGUCACGGAUGUUUCGAGUGCCUCUGCUACUGGAUUGUUUGAUCCUUUCACAAUGGAAUGGGCUGGGUGGGCCUUAGGUAUUUUUAAAUUGCCCCGUUCUUUAUUUCCGGAAGUGCGGGACACUGCUGGAAAUUUUGGCACGGUACCCAAAGAUUUAUUCGGAGCUGAAAUUCCCAUUUUUUGUUCAAUGGCGGAUCAAGCUGCUUCUUUAUAUGGAUCAGGGUGUUUUAAACCUGGCGAUUUAAAAGUCACAAUGGGAACAGGUUCGUUUUUAAAUGUGAAUACUGGCCAGGAGCCUCAUGCUUCGGUAACAGGCUUGUAUCCUUUAGUUGGAUGGCGAUUAGGAUCCGAAUUAGUAUACGUCGUCGAAGGUGCUUCAAAUGAUACUGGAUCUCUUAUCGAGUGGGCAAAAUUCCUAGGUAUUAUCAAUCAGUUCUCGGAGACUUCUGAUCUAGCAAACUCAGUAGAAGAUUCAAAUGGGGUUUAUUUCGUUCCAGCUUUUAGUGGAUUGCAAGCACCAAUUAACGAUCCGUUAGCUGCAGCGGGAUUUUUAGGAUUGAAGCCUACUUCAGGAAAAGCACAUCUAACUCGUUCUUUACUGGAAAGUCUUGUAUUCAGGAUACUCCUUCUAUAUAAAGCUUUGCUCAAUGAAACACGAUUUUCAUAUCAAAGGAUAAGGUAA
Messenger RNA from Belonocnema kinseyi, 1503 nucleotides. RefSeq names its product putative glycerol kinase 5. The coding region runs from base 250 to 1503 and encodes 417 amino acids. The transcript is spliced from 11 exons. Gene Ontology annotation, biological process: glycerol-3-phosphate biosynthetic process; glycerol metabolic process; triglyceride metabolic process. Gene Ontology annotation, molecular function: glycerol kinase activity. NCBI's taxonomy places the organism in Eukaryota, Metazoa, Arthropoda, Insecta, Hymenoptera, Cynipidae. Gene Ontology annotation, cellular component: mitochondrion. The record is from RefSeq and is a predicted model, not a curated record.